UUACUUCGAAGCAAACAGUUUGAAAACCUCUGUCAGUCAGAACUAAAGCAAACAGUAAACUCAACCUGAAAAUCACAACAAAUGUCUAGCACCGGAUUUUGCACCUUGUUCCUGCUUGUGGUGUCGUUUGCUGGCGUACCACUCAUUUCGUCAGUGAAGACGACACAUCAGACGUCAGCGCAGAUGACGAAUAGGACGUCAGUGCAAAUGACAACACGGACGUCAGUGCCAAUGACGACACAGACGUCAUUACAAAUGACUAAUAUGACGUCACUACAGACGACGAAUCAGACGUUGGUACAGUCGAACAAUGACACUUUAGAUGAGACAACAAACCAUACGACAAUGAAGCCGAUAAUGACGAUGGAUGAACACAUAGCUAACAUCGGCAAUCUGACGAGAGAACGAGAUAGGAUUGAGGACGUGAACCCGGAGCCUCACGAGCUUGACAUGCUGCUGACUCCUGAACAGGAGAAAGCUUAUCAGCCUCCGCCAACAAAAAAUUAUACAAGAGAGGAGCAAAAAUAAGAUGCGAGACUUGCAAACUGUUGCUUGGGUUUGUCGAAAAAUUCUUUGUGUAAUGAUACAAGAAUGUUUAAAAUGUCUACCAAUCAAUUAAAAAAAACAUAUAGGUCUGAUGAUUUGUAUAUUUCUGAGAGUUUUAAGUUUCUGACAUUAAAAAUAUAUUUUUGUUUUUAUUUUUAUUUUUAGUCUAAUUAUCUGUUUUAUGAUUUGUGAUUUUUAAAAAAAAAAAUUUUUUUGAUCAAUCCAAAUCCAUUCCACAUGAACUUUAAAAUUACAUAAUUGAUGUUGGAUUUUAUUGUUUAAUUUUGUUUCAAUUUGUUAUAAUUUCAUUUUAUUUGCUAAAUUCAGAAAUUGUCUGUUAAAAUUAUUACUAUGAUAAAAUCAAUAUGUAUAGUUUUGCUUCGUGGUGCAUCAGAACGUUGAAUUAAACAUCUUGUAU
Molecule: messenger RNA, 964 nt
Organism: Physella acuta
Lineage: Eukaryota; Metazoa; Mollusca; Gastropoda; Physidae
Source: RefSeq, a predicted model, not a curated record